This is a messenger RNA of Anolis sagrei ordinatus, 2187 nucleotides long. RefSeq names its product microfibril associated protein 3 (gene MFAP3). Lineage: Eukaryota; Metazoa; Chordata; Lepidosauria; Squamata; Anolidae. The record is from RefSeq and is a predicted model, not a curated record.
GGAGCUGUUGCGCCUGCGCAGGAGAGACACCGUCGGGGUUGGACGCGCGGAGGGAAGCAGCAAGUGUUGUUGCCCGCGGCCGGUGCCCUUCCUUCCGCAAAGGAAAGACCACAGUUUGCCACAUUGGACUGUCCAUUUAUUUGUUUUAAAAAAUCAUCUGUCAAGAUCUUUUCAUGGUGACCAACAAAAUACAGACUGUUCAGACAACUUUUUUCAGCUAUAAAAUUCAAUGAAAGGAGCACCGUAUUAUAUGCUUCCAUGAAGCUCAGUUGCUGCUUGUUGACUUUUUUCCUCAAUUCUAGUGUUUUUGCACUAGAAAAUGUGGCCCCCAACCUGACACUUUCAUCUAGCUCAAGGUCCCUGCCUCUCAACACAUCAUGGCUGCCCAUUCUACAAGCCUUGACAAGAUCAGUUGAACCUCAGGAUAUCAUAGUGAAAGAGGGUAACUGUGCUUUCCUUGAAUGUAAGCUGAACAUUAGCCAGCAUGAUGCCAUCCUUUGGUAUAAUUCAAAAUGGCAUCUGCUUGAACCCAAUGGAGAAGGUGGAAGAUGGUUGACCUCUGAAAGUGCCCUUAAUAUCACUAGAGUAACCUUUGGUGACCGGGGGCGAUACACAUGUGUUACCACUAAUGGAAAUGGCACUUCUUAUUACUCCAUCACCCUCAGAGUGGUCUCCACCUCUGGAGACAUGGGCAUUUACUACAUGAUUGUCUGCUUGGUUGCCUUCACUAUCAUCAUGAUCUUAAAUAUAACACGUCUGUGUAUGAUGAGCAGUCACCUCCGCAAGACAGAGAAGGCCAUCAAUGAGUUCUUCAGAACAGAAGGGGCUGAGAAAUUGCAGAAAGCCUUUGAAAUUGCCAAACGGAUUCCUAUCAUCACCUCUGCCAAAACGCUAGAGCUGGCCAAAGUCACUCAGUUCAAGACAAUGGAAUUUGCUCGUUACAUUGAAGAGCUUGCCAGAAGCAUCCCUCUUCCACCACUGAUCCUUAACUGUAGGGCCUUUAUGGAAGAAAUCUUUGAAGCAGUGCACAUUGAUGACCCUGACGAAGUGGGAGAGGGAGUCAAACAGACCCAGGCCCUUGGUGCCCAAGAAAGACUCUACUCCUUGAAUCCAGAAAUGAAGCGGAGCAAUUCACCCGCAGGGGAUUCGGAUGAUGGCUCUGUGAAUGACCAUGGGAAAGAAAUAGCCGUGGAGGUAUCUGUCCACCUUCAGUCAGAAGCCCAAAGCAUUGACACUGUUUCGAGAGACAGCAUCCCUUCCAUACCUUCAGAAGAUGAUGCAAGCACCGAGUCUAAAUAGAGCAACAGAAACAGAGGAAUAAAGGCUACAUCAAAUUUCCUGCAAGCUGAGAGGCAGGAAAAGAAGAAAUGCAGCCAUAAUCACAAAUGCACAGGCUUCUGUUUUUAACUUCUUAAGAGACUAAGGUGCCAAUACAGCAAGCAUUUUUGUCAUUGUGUAUGUCAUAUAAUCCAUUUUUGAAAAUGGCUUACAUGAAGGUCUUUUGAAGUUCAUUUCAGUAAAGAUUAAAAUAUUCCUAUUAUUAGAAGCAUUUUACAGAAGGGAAACCCUGUUCUAAUAGGUGGUACAUAUUUACAGACAAAAAGAAUACACUGACAUGAACUGUUUUUGUCGUAUCUGCAGGGAAGUCUAAAUUCCUGAAUGUAUCCAGUCAUGAAUUUGUGGUGUUUGCUGGCAUCAUUUGCUAGGCCAUGGAAGGCUGCAGCCUAUCUGAAGUUGUCAGACAGUUGAUAAGUUCAAAUAAAGACUAUAGCAAGAGCUAUACAAUGCAAUCCUUGAACUAUGAAAUGGAAAUGCAAAAUAGUAACCCCAACGUGCUGCCAAGUAGUUCAGCAGAGUACUUUUUUCACUUUUCAACUGAAGCUCAGCCCACCAGCAUUACAAGUAUUCUCUUUCCUCUGGAAUUAACAGUGCUGAAAUGCCAAAGUGCUUUGGUGCCAUCAGUACUGCUAUGGUGAAGGCAACAGCUGUGUAAAUGAAAAUCUCAAAGUGCAUUUAAAAGAAGAAGAAGAAAAAACCUCUCACUUCCCCAAAAGUCUGUUUGUAAGAAAUGUUAGCGAAGGAGGCCAAUGUAUAGAGACACCAUCACAACAGAUCUCUUAAUGUGUGUGUUUAAUGAAGAGCAGCUGAAGAAGCUUAUGUUGUGUAAAAAAUAGUUUUGGCAUACAA